Messenger RNA from Aphanomyces invadans, 627 nucleotides. RefSeq lists its product as hypothetical. The record is from RefSeq and is a predicted model, not a curated record. Bases 44 to 559 code for a protein of 171 amino acids. The transcript has 3 exons. NCBI's taxonomy places the organism in Eukaryota, Oomycota, Saprolegniomycetes, Saprolegniales, Verrucalvaceae.
UGGACUUGAAACUGCUCGACAAGGUAUCGGUUUCCUCAACGUGAUGGAGUCGACGACGGCGGUGCGGCUGCGGUUUGAGCUGUGGAAGUUUAUGCAAGUGUGGCACGCGCCCGAGCUGCUACAAAAGCAGCAGCACGUCAUUGCCAAACCCAUCUAUCGCGCGGCGGCGCUGCCACGCCCGCCACCCGUGGACGUCCCUGCAGUGGCAGCUGUAGUGGACACCCUUCUCUCCCCGCCACCUGUGGCGGAAUUCCCCAAGCGAUCUCCACCCAAGAAAUCGAGCCUCCAAGUCACACUCGACCAUCUCCUGGCGUUCAAAGAGAAGCAUGAAAAGAUGCCGUUUGUCCUGGCGUGGAACAUCGUGUAUCAGUACCUGAUCCUUGGGUCGUCUUCCAAGCUCGUCGGGGCCAUGAAGAAGAUUAACACGCAGGAAAAGCUCGAAGACGAACUGAUCAGCGCAGGCGUGAUGGAGCACGACAUGGUCGACAUCGAAGGACUCAUUGCUCUGCUCAACUUGCGAGGCGACCAGCCCAAGAAACGACGCCCGUCCAUGAUUUAGCUCUGGCGACACCCACUCCGUCGCAUGCGUCCUCGUCAAGCUCUGUAACGUCAAUGAUUCUUUCGUCA